This is a messenger RNA of Echinops telfairi (small Madagascar hedgehog), 4351 nucleotides long. RefSeq names its product beta-1,3-glucuronyltransferase 1 (gene B3GAT1). Gene Ontology annotation, cellular component: Golgi membrane. Gene Ontology annotation, molecular function: galactosylgalactosylxylosylprotein 3-beta-glucuronosyltransferase activity. Gene Ontology annotation, biological process: carbohydrate metabolic process; chondroitin sulfate proteoglycan biosynthetic process. Lineage: Eukaryota; Metazoa; Chordata; Mammalia; Afrosoricida; Tenrecidae. Bases 1187 to 2260 code for a protein of 357 amino acids. The transcript is spliced from 6 exons. The record is from RefSeq and is a predicted model, not a curated record.
CUGACUUCAAGGCUCCUUCCAAGGGAGACAAUUCCUAGCUCUUUCACAAGUCCUUAAAACAACUUAGAAGUAAGGCCAAUCAACCAGAGGGAAGUACACUCUUUUAAAAUACUGUGGUGUCACCUGCCAGGUGAGUCCUAGGGGUGUAGGCACCUCAAGGCAGGUGGGGUGGUCCAGGGCUAUCCUCCUCCUGCCCCCACCGUGCACUCAGAAUCACACAAUCUGCCUCUCGUGCAAAGCUCAGCACCCAAGUAGAGGAAAGGAGGGGAAGAGCAUCAUGUGACAGUCUCCAUGGUAGUUGGGAGAGGUGGGCCCCACUUUGGGGGUACUCCGCCUACCCUCUGGACCCUCGGCACAUGAGAAGACAACUCAGCAGAUGUCCCUGCAGAUGCUCUGCAGAAAUGAAUGGAAAUCUGAGUCAAGUUUAUGCUUCUCAGGGAGUAGGUACCAAUCCAGGGGCCCUGCUAUGAAUGCUCAUUGUACACCUUGUGGCCACUGGCCAGGGCCAGCUCUUCCCCCUGGUGAUCCAAACUCCAGCAUCUGGCAUGUAGUCCUCCACCGAUGACAUUCCACCCGAGUUUGGGUUCAACAUGAAACUCACGGGGUUUCCUCCAAGCACCCUACUCUAAAGCACCUCUUCUUGUCCUCAAAGGGCUUGCCGUAGCUCCGAUCCUUCAUUCGGGUCUGGAAAAACCUAUCGUGACCCAGUGUAGACCCCAGAACUACUUUGUGAAGUAGGUGUGGAUGCCACUUCACUGUUUGGAUGAGGAAAUUGGGGCACAGAGAAGUGACAUCACUUGUCCAAGAUCACAUAGCUUGUUGGUGGCAGAAUGGUGACAUUUGCCAGGGCUGUGUGUCUCCAAGAUCUGGGUCCUUUGCCCCUUCACCAUCCACUGACUCAUUAAAUGUGCCUGUGCCAUGCCCAAGGUGUGCCAGUCUGGUCAACGAGCAGCCAGACAGAAGGGGCCCAUGAAAGGAACCCUCCCGACUCCCAGAGACCGCCUGCUCCAGCAUGCCCCGGUGCAAACUUGCCCUUCCCGGCAUCCCUAGCUCGCGCCCUGGUCCCUGGCCAUGCUUUUCUGCUCUCUCUUGUAGGUAGCUGCCUCCCAGGGUUCCUCACCUCGGCCCUGACAGCCACCUUUGCCCAGACUUCAACAAGGCCGGACUCUCCGAACCUGCUUCCGCAAUGGGUAAUGAGGAGCUGUGGGCCCAGCCAGCCUUGGAGAUGCCGAAGAGACGGGACAUCCUGGCGAUCAUCCUCAUUGUGCUGCCCUGGACGCUGCUCAUCACCGUCUGGCACCAGAGUACCAUUGCACCCCUCCUCACUGUGCACAAGGGUGAGCCCUGCCCCAGGCCUCUGCGCUUCCACGAUGACGGCAGUGACACGAAGCGCACCAGCCCGGGCACGGACCCCAGAGAGUACUGCAUGUCAGACCGCGACAUCGUGGAGGUGGUGCGAACUGAGUACGUGUACACACGGCCCCCGCCCUGGUCGGACACGCUGCCCACCAUCCACGUGGUCACGCCCACCUACAGCCGCCCGGUGCAGAAGGCGGAGCUGACCCGCAUGGCCAACACGCUGCUGCACGUGCCCAACCUGCACUGGCUGGUGGUGGAGGACGCGCCCCGGCGCACACCGCUGACGGCCCGUCUGCUGCGGGACACGGGCCUCAACUACACGCAUCUGCACGUGGAGACCCCCCGCAACUACAAGCUGCGUGGCGACGCCCGGGACCCCCGCAUCCCGCGCGGCACCAUGCAGCGCAACCUGGCCCUGCGCUGGUUACGCGAGACCUUCCCCCGCAACUGCAGCCAGCCGGGCGUCGUCUAUUUUGCGGACGAUGACAACACCUACAGCCUGGAGCUCUUCGAGGAGAUGCGAAGCACCCGGAGGGUGUCUGUGUGGCCAGUUGCCUUUGUGGGUGGCCUCCGGUAUGAGGCCCCACGGGUGAACGGAGCCGGAAAGGUGGUUGGCUGGAAGACCGUGUUUGAUCCUCACCGACCGUUUGCCAUAGACAUGGCUGGAUUUGCUGUCAACCUGCGGCUUAUUCUGCAGCGAAGCCAGGCCUACUUCAAACUGCGUGGUGUCAAGGGAGGCUACCAGGAAAGCAGCCUCCUUCGAGAACUUGUCACCCUCAGUGACCUGGAGCCCAAGGCGGCCAACUGCACCAAGAUCCUGGUGUGGCAUACACGAACAGAAAAGCCAGUGCUGGUGAAUGAGGGGAAGAAAGGCUUCACGGACCCCAGCAUGGAGAUCUGACCACGGGACAGGAGCCUCCUCCUCAGAGCCCAGUCUUGGCCUGCCACCCUCUCCCGCUGCUGACGGGCCCUCCAAGGCUAACUCUUAAGGAUUCACCAUCACUUUCCUUGCUAAGUUGAGGGCUUCCGAGAGAGCCAGCCUAUAGCCAGGAUGAAGGACAGACAAAAUUAAAGCACAGAACCCCAAACCUGUUGUUCUCUUCCAUCCGACAUGACCAAGGGCCCAAGAGACUCCAGAGGCAGGAGCACAGAGGCAUGACAGCCAGGUCCCAGCAGGCCCUUUGAAGAGGCCAUGCGAACAACGCUGCUGCAGCUCCAGCCCCAUCAUGGGGGCUGAGGAGUGAGAGCACACUUGGCGCCUGGCUCCCUGCUUCAGCCCAGCGGCCAUCCUGCACCUCCGCCCGAGAGCUCAGCUCAGAAGAGAGCAGAGCAGCCAUGGGCAAAAAGGACAUGUGGCCACUCCCACUUCAUUCCUCUUCUGGAGGGCUGCACUCCAAGCAGACAUACCUCCUGCUUUUACUUUGGUUCAUGUUUACAGAAUUGGCCGUCUGGGAUCCCAACAGACUCUGCAUGGGGGCCUGGGCCUGCGGACAGGCUCCGUGUGCCUCGGGCUGUGGCGGGAGCAGAGGCCUUUCCUCUGGCUCCACAUCCCCCAGCCUUCUCCUCCAGCACCAGGAUGAAGUGGGCACUGGAGCCAGCACAGGUCACUGACGGGACUUGGACUAAAGGAGAAAAAGCAUGUGUGACCCACUGUCCACAGCACUGCCUCCCUGUCCCCCGCGCUCUCCCAGCCCUUGCUUGCCCAAGAACAGAAGACCAGGCCCAGCUAAGGACCCCUCUUCUGGAGGGGGCAUCCCUUCCAGUCUGCAGAGAGGGAGAGAGAGCUGCACAGUGCCCUUCCUGUCCCUGCACAGCAGAAGGGUUUAGGGAGAGGGAGAGGAGGUCAUGGGGACAUUAGGAGAAGGAGACCUGAGCUCACUGCUUUGGAAAUCAUUCUCUUCAACACAAACUUUUUUAAAAAGGGAAGGUCACUUCUCUGUGUCUGGGGAACAAACCCAUCUCCUCCCCAGUUGCCUGGCCCCCGACCGCCAGAGAAGGAGCAAUGACCCAGAUGGUCGGUGCCCAAGGCCCACUACCAACUUCUCCCUUUCCUUGUCUGCCCUGUCCCACUGGUCCGGCUUUCUCACCAGCGAUGGCGCCCCCUGGUGGUCAUUGUGAUCGGGGUCUAGAAAGUUGGAAGCACAAUUUUCCUCCCAGGUGAAGAGAAAGGGAAGGGUCCCUACUGAAGAGGUAAUAAUUUUUUAACCGGUAACAACCUCCACUCUGCUUAAACUCACCGAUCGGUCUGAAGGGCAUUCAGAGCCCAUUCCUGGGUUGUUCAGAGCCCAUUCCUGGGUGGGCAGAACUCAGGUCAGCAGAUGUAAACUUCAAACACAGCACCGGCUCCUCUUUUGAAAUGUGUUUCCUCUGAUGGGGUUCAGACCCUUGACACCAGCCUCCCUUGCAGGAGGUUUUCCCUGGCCUCUCCACUGCCCGAGGUUGCUUUGGAAUGGGCCUCUGAGUCGUGGCAUGAAGGGAGGGGAGGAAGGGGGUGUGGGCAGCCAGCGAUCUACAGACGAGCCUGUGCCUUGAGCACAGUAGAACCAGCCCUGAAGGCCUGCAACCUCCUUAGCCGGAAACGCAGGGCUCAUUGUCAGGAAAUUAAUGUUGAACCACCAAAUGGGACAUUCUUUUUUUGAAAAUAAUCAAGGUAUUACCCCCCCACCCCACCUCCACCCACCCCCACCCCUGUCCCCGAUGUUACUUCAGUUGUUUUCCCUUAUUAUCUUUUAGCUGCAUGUGUAUUUAUUUAUAAUUAUAACCCUGGUGGACUGCAACCUUCAUCUUUGUUGAGAAUGAGUUUGUUAGGAGUCAUGACUGCCCCUUGUUUUCUGAGCCCAGUCUGCCACGCAGAGGGGUGAUGCUGAGGGCAAGGAGCCCCCAGAACGCUGCAGGGGCACAGAGCCCCAUGCAUCUGCAUCUCGGGUCUCUUCUAACUUAACCGUAUUUAAUUUGUCUCAAAAUUAAACAUCAAAUAUGGUUUUUAACAGUC